CUGAGCAGUCUCAGGUGCACUGCAGGCCAAGCAAGCGCGGGCAGCGGCCGAGCGCACAGGCGCACAGUGGGCCCACCUCCGCGUCGGCCCGGCAUUGUGACGGCUGUCGACAUCAGGCAAGAGUCGGCAAGCUCGGCCCACAGCGCGCUUUAUAGUAGCAGCAGUAGCGCGCGACCUCGACGUACGUCCACAUCACAACACAAUGCCUGCCCCAACGUCCACCACCAAGCCGCUCAAGGUCGCCAUCGUCGGCGCCGGACCCGGCGGCCUCGCGGCCGCCAUUCAGUUCCGCCGCCUGCCCGACAUCGAGCUGAGCAUCUACGACCAGGCGCGCGAGCUGCGCGAAGUCGGCGCCGGCAUCGCGCUCAACCAGAACUCUUGGCGCCAGCUUCGCGAGCUGGGAGCCGCAGAGGACAUUUCGCAGUACCACACUCGCCAGACGGAGGACAAGAUUGCUGUUGAGCAGCGCAUUGGCCGCACCGGCGAGCUCAUCUACCAGCGCAAGGUGUCGGGAAACCCGGACCAGCCGCCCGCGGUCCGCAUCGAGCGCACCGUGCUCCAGCGCGCGCUGAUCAACCGCCUCCCCAAGGACCUUGUGCAGCUGUCGAAAAAGCUGGACAAGUACGAGGAGACGGACGCCGGCGUGACCUUGACCUUCAAGGACGGCACGACCGCCGGGCCGUUCGACCUUGUCGUCGGCGCGGACGGUAUCCGCUCGGCGGUCCGGCACCAGGCGUACCCCGACCACCAGCUGAGCUACACUGGCAAGGUGGCCUUCCGCGUGCUCAUCCCGCAGGAGCGCGUCGCGCACCUCGAGGGCAUCCCGUCCGCCGCGACGUGGUGGCACACGCCCGACACGCACGUGUACACGCUCCCGCUCGACAACGGGCAGUUUGAGAUCGCGACCCGCGCCAUCGAGAACGAGGAGCACGGGCAAAAGGUGUCGUGGGGCCAGAUCGUCCAGGACAAGGAGCGCGUCCGCAACCACUACACGGGCUACACGAAGCUUAUCCGCGACAUUAUCGACACGGUCGAGGACGGCGAGUGGCAGGAGUUUGCGCUGUUCGGCGGGCCGCUCCUCCCCAACGUGACGCGCAACGGGCGCAUCGUGCUGCUCGGCGACGCGAGCCACCCCUUGUCGGGCGCGUUCGGCUCGGCGGGCGCGGCGUUUGCGUUCGAGGACGCGUUUGUGCUUGCCAAGGUCAUCGAGUUUGCGCGCACAAACGCCAAGUCGCAGGCGUACGCGCUCGACCUGUUCGACGACAUCCGCCAGCCCCGCUUCGAGUACCUCUACAGCGUGCUCAACCACGGCGGGUCCAACCUCAAGGCCGUGCGCGACGAGAAGCUCCAGCCAGACGACCAUGUGCGCGAGGUCAUCCGCCGUAACUGGGCCGGAGAGGGCCGCAAGCCCGGAGACCAGGGCGACCAGAUCUACGCAUACAACGUCCAGGACGUCUGGGCGGCGCGCGAGAAGGAGGAGAAGGACAAGAUCGCCAAGGUCACCAAGCCCGUCGAGGUUGAGAAGGUCGCCGAGCAGCUCGCGGCCGUCACCGUCGCUGCUUAGGGCGCCGAGACGCGCCUCACCUCAUAGAGAUAUACAGUUGUCUUGAUGCAUUUGGG
Vanrija pseudolonga is the source of this 1620-nucleotide messenger RNA. It is a transcript of the gene SAT7, whose product is annotated as FAD-dependent monooxygenase SAT7. The coding region runs from base 203 to 1564 and encodes 453 amino acids. The record is from RefSeq and is a predicted model, not a curated record. Lineage: Eukaryota; Fungi; Basidiomycota; Tremellomycetes; Trichosporonales; Trichosporonaceae. The transcript is spliced from 3 exons. Gene Ontology annotation, molecular function: FAD binding. Gene Ontology annotation, biological process: secondary metabolite biosynthetic process.